GGCGGGCCGGGCGGCGGCAGUCCUUGUUGUAGACACUGCAAAAUAACCCACGGUGUUUGGGGACCAUGGCUACAGACCCGCUCUCAGAGCUUCAGGAUGACCUGAACUUGGACGAUACCAACCAGUCCCUCAGCCAGCUCCAGCUGGCCUCCAUAGAUGAUAACAGCUGGCCAGCAGAUAAUGUCCCUGCUUUUCCUAAGUCAGAGGACUCCAAAGGCUCCCCUGAGCCCGUCACUCACCUGCAGUGGGAUGAUCCCUACUAUGAUAUUGCCAGGCACCACAUUGUGGAAGUAGCAGACCAGGGUGCACUUGAUGGGGCCCAACCAGGUGAUGACAAAUACGGAAGGAAAGUCAUUUUGUUCAGUGCCUGCCGGAUGCCCCCAAGUCAUCAACUUGAUCAUGUGAAACUGCUGGGGUACCUGAAGUUCACACUGGACCAGUAUGUGGAGAGUGAUUACACACUGGUGUACCUGCACCAUGGCCUGACCAGUGAGAACAAGCCAUCCCUGAGCUGGCUGCGGGAUGCCUACAGGGAAUUUGAUCGGAAGUACAAGAAGAACAUCAAAGCCUUGUAUAUUGUGCACCCAACGAUGUUCAUCAAGACCCUGCUGAUUCUGUUCAAGCCUCUGAUCAGCUUUAAGUUUGGACGAAAGAUCUUUUACGUGAACUUCCUUAGCGAGCUGGAGGAGUAUGUGAAGUUGGAACAAUUGGGGAUCCCAAGCCAAGUGCUGAAAUACGAUGAAUAUCUGAGAUCCCUGCAGAAACCUUCACAAGUGCCCCUGAAGCCAACCCCUCCGCGCCCACCGCUGCCAAACCAGCAGUUUGGAGUCUCGCUCCAGCUUCUCAGGGAGAAGAGCCCUGAUCAAUCUCCUGUGCCUCUGGUGGUCAGAGACACCAUUGCUCACUUGCGGGACCAUGCUCUUACCACAGAGGGGAUUUUCCGGAGAUCAGCAAAUACACAGGUUGUCAGGGAGGUCCAGCAAAAAUACAACAUGGGUGUGCCUGUGGAUUUCCAGCAGUAUGAAGAUGUCCACCUCCCUGCUGUGAUUCUCAAGACCUUCUUGAGGGAGCUUCCUGAACCCCUGCUCACUUUUGGCCUCUACAGCCACGUUGUCAGCUUCCAGAAUGUGGAGGAGGAGAAUCGUGUAGGUGUUGUUCGCAAAACCCUCCAGACUCUGCCAGAAGAGAACUACCAAGUGCUCCAUUUACUGACAGCCUUCCUGGUGCAGGUCUCUGCUCACAGUGACAGAAACAAGAUGACAAACACCAACCUAGCAGUUGUGUUUGGCCCAAAUCUGCUGUGGGCCAAAGAUGUAGCCAUCACCCUAAAAGCCAUCAACCCCAUCAAUACCUUCACCAAGUUCCUGCUGGACCACCAGAAGGAGCUCUUUGAGGAUGUGGAGGCCUGAAUCCAGGCCAGCCCACACCAGCACACUGUGCUCACCUUCCCACCUUCCUUCCCACCUUGUCUUGGAGCUGUGACCAAGCUGACUCCAGUGCAAAGGGGCUAUUGAUCCUCUGGGUGAUGAGCAGAGUGAGGGCUGUGGAGAUGGUGGAGGAAGUGUGUAAGUAAGUGAGCAGAGACCCACUGCUCAGGAUGGGCAGGGGAGCUGGUCUCCCUGCUGCUCUGAGUGGAGUCCUGGCCCCCCUGCCAGUCUGUGCAGCUCCUCCAGGCCUCAUCACCAGCCUGCUGCCCUAUCAGAUGCCCUGCCUCUUUCCUCCUUCCCUUUCUGCCCUCCUGGUCCCUUCCUCAGCAAAGAUCUUUAUUGUUUCAGCUCCCAAUAGUGCCAGCUCACCCCCUUGCCUCUGCUGGGCUGUCUGCGUGAGGGCAGCUCGCUGGGUUUGUGGCAGAGAUGU
Molecule: messenger RNA, 1857 nt
Organism: Pezoporus occidentalis (night parrot)
Lineage: Eukaryota; Metazoa; Chordata; Aves; Psittaciformes; Psittacidae
Gene: ARHGAP1
Product: Rho GTPase activating protein 1
Exons: 14
Coding region: 66-1409 (447 amino acids)
Biological process (GO): negative regulation of endocytic recycling; small GTPase-mediated signal transduction
Cellular component (GO): cytoplasm
Molecular function (GO): GTPase activator activity
Source: RefSeq, a predicted model, not a curated record